UAGUUCGACCAGUUCGGCUCAUCGGAUUUAGCGACAGCAGAAGUCCGAAAAUUCAUCGUUUUAGCAUCAGUUAUAACCCCAGAAUGAAAUUAAUCCGUAGUUUUUUUUUGUUUUUUUAAUACGUCCAAUGAAAUGCGAAGACGAAGGUUCAGAAACCGGAAGAAAACAAGCUAGUCAACGGUUUCAAUUGGAGCAAUUCUAAGUAGGCUACGGUCCCUGUGGUCCGAGAGCAGCGUCAUGGUGGACAUUGCUGUGAAGAGCGGAGCUGCUUGGGUCUGCCACGCGCCGGGACAUCAGUUGGCUGAUGUCCUGCUUCCUGUUCACAUCGGUAACAAAGAGGAUCAUGAAGAGGAGCUCAGUCAGCCGGAAGGAGACGAGACAAAUUGGGGCGGCCCGGUGCUGUUGGAGCAGACAGAGGAAGGGUCUCCGUGCGUCCUGACGCUCCGCUGCGGCCCCGGCUCCUCUACCGCCAUCAGCCGCCUGCUGGUCAUCAGCGAGGCUCGAACCAUGGAGGUGUACAGCCAGACGGGAGAAUACUGCGGGACGAUACGCGGUGAGAGGGGCGACAGCGUCCAGCCAGACAGUUCAGACAGAGGCCCUUUUUACAAGAAACAGCUGAUCCUCGAGCAUCCGUGCCCAGCCUGUGAAGUCAAGCUGCUGUCCCUGGGCGGUAGAAGCAGCGUUCUGGUGGCUCGCGUCGUCGUGGGCCUGCAGCAGCUACAGCCCUGCGCGGCCCGCGGCCCCGGCAUCGACAUGCAGCAGGUGCAGUGUCUGGUUGAGGAGAUGGGAACAAGCCUUUCUCCAGGAGCCCAGAACCUCAUGGACAUGGUGCACUUCCAGCAGAAGAACCAGACCAGCUCUCUGGGCGGCUUCCUGCCUCUCCUGAUGGGCGGUGGCGUUUUCUCGGCCCUGGCUCAAGGAGCCAACAUCUCCCCAGCAGCCGUCAGCAACCAGCCCCAGCCUGCAGACUCUGGGCCUCCAGUCGGCUCCAUCAGACCUGCAGAUGACGCUCCGCCGCUCCAGCAGAACGAAGUUUUAUGCUCGUCCGCCACGGGCAGUGAGAGCGGAGGCCCCAUGAGCCACGCCCAGAUGGCGGAGAUGAUGUCCCACUUCCUGAAAGGCCAGGGGCGCGGCCAGGCGCAGAGCCCCGGCCCGGAGCUUCUGCCCAUGCUCCAGAGCCUCUGUGGACAGGUGACCAAGCUGAGACUGGACGACGCUGCAGAGAAGGAGAAGAUGAUGAGAAAUGGCACAUGGGAGCUGGACGCGGCCAUGGAGCGCCGUCUGGAGGAGAUGGAGAGGAGGCUGAAGGAGCACGUGGACCGCCGCCUGGACGCUCUGGAGCAGAAGCUGGAGAAGGCCCUGCUGAGCGCCCUGCCGCAUGUCGUCCUCAGCCGGGGAGCCACGGGCAGCGGGGAGGAGGGGGGAGCUGCAUCCACGGGAGCGUCGGGGCAGACCGCCCCGACACCAGCCACGCACUGAGUUCAGACCCGCUUAAAGACUAACGCAACAUGCAACCUGGAAGCCUUUCUGACCCUCGCCCUUCACCAACUAGACCUUAGUGGCCGAGGGGAGGCAAAGCAGGAUAACAGAUACUAAAAUGAAUUAAGGCUGAAAUGGGAAAUAUGGAUAGAAUAACACAAUAAUCUCCUAAAAUGUAAAAUUGUGUUCAACUACAAGUGUCCAGCUGUAAAGGAUGCAGCCUCUGUAACGUUUGGUUUGGGGUUGUUUUUUUUUUAUCUCUGGGAAAAUAGCAGCUUUGCUCGACAGCCAAAGGGAAUGUCCUGGAUGUUUGUUUGGCCGAAAGAAACCAAGAAAUGUGUAUCUGCAGAGAACCCAUAUCCAUGUCACACACAACAAACGUGUCCUGUGGCUGCAGUGUGUUAAACCACUCAAGUUUUUUUGUGUGUGCAAGCACCAGAGACACAAAAGAACACCCAAAAUCCCAGAAAAAGUGAUAUGGGCACUUUAAUAAUGUACAUGCAUCACCACGAGAACACUUAUUUAUUCACAUUAAAAUGUGCAUGUAAACUAGUCCGGCUAUCACCAGACUAAAGCUCAGUCUUUUAAGAUUGAACAUCAGUCUGCUCUGUAUUUUCUACCGCACAAGAGGCGUGAUCAACGGGCAUAGUUCAAAUGACUCUGUACGUGAUUGGAUAGUCCUUCAACCAAUCAGACCAACGGUCAGGGUGACGUAGCAGCGACAGCGGCAUCAACGGGUCGCUGCACUUCAGUGGCCGCCAUGUGGAAUGUAAACAAGAAGCUGCUUGGUCGCUUCUCUAUUGCCAUUGUGUCAAACCCACCAAUAGGGCGCCAGGUGGAUAAGCCAGUUUGUGAUUGGUCCCUGCAAAAUUGUAACGGAAGCAGGAUAGAUAAACAUACAGGUUUCCAGCCUGAGCUGCAGGGAGAAAUCUAAUCCCCGGCAGAUCGGGCUGGGUCUACCCGGUCUACAUGUAAAGACAACCUUGCAGGUUUAAUGAUUCACGAGUCAUUCGCUAUAUCCAUAACAGUUCUUCUUAUUCACACUACGUACGUACUGUAACUGCACUGAUCUGCUCAUACGUCUUCUGGUUAACUGUUAAGUUCAGUACAGUUUGGUUUGACACUUGCUGAAAGUCUCAAAAUGAACACACACUCCUAUUACAGGAGUGGUUAUAGAGGGUGUGACUGAUUUAAAACGUGUUUUAAUAUGGCACUGUAAUGUUUGAAAUAAUGCACAUGUCUGUAACAUAAUGCUGCCAGUGUAAACUUGUUUUGACCUGUGAUGCUGACGGUUUUAAUAACUGUGCUGACAUAAAUAGCAAUAAAAAUAAAUUUAUACAGAU
Molecule: messenger RNA, 2822 nt
Organism: Perca fluviatilis (European perch)
Lineage: Eukaryota; Metazoa; Chordata; Actinopteri; Perciformes; Percidae
Gene: c21h10orf88
Product: chromosome 21 C10orf88 homolog
Exons: 9
Coding region: 238-1479 (413 amino acids)
Source: RefSeq, a predicted model, not a curated record